UCCGUGCCUCUGGCCACGCCUCCUGCCUUGGUGCCUGAGGGAUCCAGUAAAACGAGUUUCGAUUCUUUGUGACUCGGAGGAACUUUCCAUUCUUUCUCCUUGUUCCACGAUGGCGGCGGCUGCUGAUGUGAGAGUCGAGGUAACGUGCACCGUGUGCCUGAACAUUUACACCGAGCCCGUAACUCUGCCCUGCGGCCAUAACUUCUGCCUGAGCUGCAUUGGCAAAACCUGGGACUGGCAGGAAGGGAUAGAGGAGCAGCCUUCCUGCCCCGAAUGCAGAGAGAGAUUCCGGACACGACCGGAACUCAAAAAGAACUCACGGCUGCGGAACAUUGCGGAACAUUUUCGUUCUGAGCAGCCAAAGCAAAACAAGACUGACAUUUACUGUACCUACUGCGAUGCUUCGGUGCCCGCUGCCAAGUACUGCGUGCGGUGUGAGGCUUCCCUGUGCGACAGUCACGUGCAACUACACAGCAGCGCAGAGGAACACGUCCUAGUGGAACCCACCGCCUCCCUGGCCAAGCGCAAAUGCGCCGUGCACAACCGGCUGCUGGAGUACCACUGCCGAGAGGAUGGCGCCUCUAUCUGUGCCUCCUGCUGCCUGGUGGGGGCGCACCGAGGGCACAACGUGGAGCAGCUGAGUGAGGCCUCCGAGAAGGAGAAAAAGAAACUUAAAAAGGUUCUGGAAUAUCUGAUCCCUGCCAAAGAGGUGACAGAGAAGAGUCUGCUGAAGCUGAAGGACAGCAGAGACAAGGUCCAAAAGAGAGCGGCUGCAGAGAGCGAGCACGUCUCUGCCCUGUUUAGAACCAUCCGGGAAUGGUUGGAAAGCCUAGAGAUGCAGAUGCUGGAGGAGAUCUCCAGGCAAGAAGAGCUGCUUUCGCUUCCAUUCUCUGAUAUGAUCCAGGAGCUGGAAGCACAGAAGGAGCAGCUUUCCGAGAAAAUCCAUCAGAUUGAGGAGCUGUGCAACAUGGCAGAUCCGUUAUCUGUCCUACAGUCGAGGGAGUCCGAUGGGGAUGGGGAGGAGGAGGAUGACUAUGAUGGUAGGGUGAUGAGGUAUAGACCCAUGCCUAGAGUGAGGGAUCUGGACCAAGAUUUGAUCAGCCAAACGCUACACACGGGACUGAAUGAUAUUGUGAAGGGGGCAAAGCGAAUGUGGAAAUUUGGGCAGAGGGUGAAGGACCUGGAAAUGGAUAUAAACACUGCCGGUCCUGCCGUGGCUUUAUCAGAGAACCGGAAAUUUGCCACCGACUGCAGAGGUGACCAGGAUCAUCCCCAAAGCCCCGAGAGAUUUGAGCACAAUCAGGUUGUAAGCACCACGGGCUUCUCGUCGGGGCGCCAUUACUGGGAUGUGGAGGGCAGCGAGUCGGGCAAGUGGUGUGUAGGGGUGGCCUAUCCCAGCAUGGAGAAGGGGGGGGAUAGCUCCAUGAUUGGGUUUAAUGAUAAGUCCUGGGGUUUGUUCCAAAUUGAUAAGACCUUGUUGCUGGGCCUUAUUCGAGGGCCUAAUCAUUACACGGUCUUACAUAACAAUAUUGAAUAUAUCUUACCUGACAAUUCAGCCUGCACGAGAAUCAGGGUCUCGCUGGACUACAAGGCCGGGCGCCUGUCCUUCUAUGAGCUGAGUGACCCCAUUAAGCACUUACACACCUACACUGCCUCCUUCACUGAGCCCCUACAUGCGGCAUUCUGGGUUGAGUCGAGUUGGGUGAAAAUCAUUAGCUAACGUGUUUACCUGUAGCCCCUCCCACACCUGCUUCAUCUAAACAAACCAUUUUUAUAUAAAUAAACUUGUUUAGUAGUAUGUGCCAUUGGGUAAUCCUAAAUAGGAAACUGCCAUUUUAGGUACUAAGCCCCGCCCCCUGGGAUCAUAGGUGUCACAGUGCACACAAACAAGCCAAGGCACACAUACAUGCUAGGCCCCAUCUCUUAUGCAAACCCCUUCCUGGUUGCUAAGGUAGUUUGGACCCUAGCAACCAGAUAGCUGCUGAAACUCCAAACUGGACAGCUGCUGGACAAAAAGUGAAACAAUUAAAAAAAACAAAAAACUAAAAUGAAUACAAAAUAAAGACCAAUUGCAAAUUGGACCUAUUUUUUGCAUUUAAAUGACCCCCAAUGUAUAGGAGUAAGGAGUUGCACACUGCGGGUGAGGGUAAGGGAGCACAUUUCAGUAAGUCUCGCUAUUUCCAAUCAUAUUUCAUGCAUUUCAGCCAAUGAUAUUACUGUAAAUGCUCUUGUCUCUUUGGAAAAUAAAUUGCACUUUUAUUCUAUUG
Xenopus tropicalis (tropical clawed frog) is the source of this 2267-nucleotide messenger RNA. Its product is annotated as provisional ortholog of tripartite motif containing 7. The transcript has a single exon. The record is from RefSeq and is a predicted model, not a curated record. Lineage: Eukaryota; Metazoa; Chordata; Amphibia; Anura; Pipidae. Gene Ontology annotation, biological process: antiviral innate immune response. Gene Ontology annotation, cellular component: cytoplasm. Gene Ontology annotation, molecular function: zinc ion binding. The coding region runs from base 110 to 1720 and encodes 536 amino acids.